GUGACUAUGAAUUGCUAAACUUUAAACGACUGUCAAUACCGAAGUAGCUUUGUAAAGUUUUAAUGCUGGUUAUUUAAAUUUACGAUUUUCCUCCUGACAUAACAUUGACACGGUGACAUUAAAAAUCGAAAGGAAUUCUUAAACAAUGGCCUCCCUUUUAUUCUGUGGCCCGAAAUUGGCUGCGUGUGGCUUGGUCUUGAGCAUUUGGGGUGUCAUAAUGCUGGCAAUGUUGGGGAUCUUUUUCACCACUCAUUCAGCAGUACUGAUCGAAGAUGUGCCCAUCACAGAGGAAGACAUGCACAAUCAGGCCAACCCCCUACAAGCUGUCUACGGCCUCUACGACCAAGUUGGCUACAACUGCUUCAUUGCAGCAGCGAUCUAUGUAGCUGUUGGGUUGCUGUCCUUCUGCCAGAUACGACUGAAUAAGCGCAAAGAGUACUUGGUGCAUUAGCGACAUCAUGUGGACAAAACAUGAUCCUACAUGGCCUUAUAUACAAAGUGACCUUAAUAGAAUUUCCUCAUUGCUGGGUCCACAUUGAAAGGUUUGCCUUGUGUGUAAAUAAAGUGUUGUAUUAUCUUACAUCGGCAAUGAUAACGUAUUGUAAAGUUCCAGAGAGCUCCAUCAGACUCAGCAGUUAAGUAACGUAUUUUUUCUCUUCGUUUGUUGUUAAUUGCUUCCUACUGCAAGCCUUAAGCACUAAUCAGUGGCCUUUUUACCUUUAACAAAUGUUUUAACAUUGGCCUUUGUGAAAUAUGUAUAUUCCUGGGGGUUUUUUUGUGAUUUUUUUGAUUAAUGUAGAGUGCCUUAUUAGAUUGGAUUGAGUUUUCCUGCCAGGUUUGUCAUGAUUUAUCGUCUACCUCUGAUGCCAAAUUGUGUGUUUAAGGACUUUAAAACAAUUCCAUUUGCCUUGAUUAAUGCUGUUGUUAUUGUGCAAUGAAUACUGGUCGGGAAAAUCAGGAGAGCGUCUGUGGUGCUUUUGUUCACAGUUAUUUAUCUUUUAUUU
Molecule: messenger RNA, 1004 nt
Organism: Chanos chanos (milkfish)
Lineage: Eukaryota; Metazoa; Chordata; Actinopteri; Gonorynchiformes; Chanidae
Gene: rnaseka
Product: ribonuclease, RNase K a
Exons: 3
Coding region: 146-451 (101 amino acids)
Biological process (GO): nucleic acid metabolic process
Molecular function (GO): RNA endonuclease activity
Source: RefSeq, a predicted model, not a curated record